Chrysoperla carnea is the source of this 1141-nucleotide messenger RNA. Its product is annotated as ketimine reductase mu-crystallin. Gene Ontology annotation, cellular component: cytoplasm. The record is from RefSeq and is a predicted model, not a curated record. The coding region runs from base 26 to 1012 and encodes 328 amino acids. The transcript is spliced from 5 exons. Gene Ontology annotation, molecular function: hormone binding. Lineage: Eukaryota; Metazoa; Arthropoda; Insecta; Neuroptera; Chrysopidae.
GUGAAAACAAUUAAUUUUACUUAAAAUGGAUUCUGAUCAAUUAAUAUUUCUAUCAAGAGAGGAAGUAAAAAGUUUGCUUGAAUGGGACUGGUUAGUUGAAAAAAUUGAACAAGCAUUCCGAUCUACAAGCGAUGGAACUGGCCAUCAAUUAAGUAGAAUUUCAUUGCGUCAUAAAGAUGGUUUAUUUGCAUUAAUGCCAGGUUUUGUUGAGAGUAAGCAAAAUAAUGAAACCGAUAAUGGGCAAUUACUUGUUCUUAAAACUUUAAAUAUAUUUACUAGACCCGGAUUACCACCACUUGUUGCAACUAUUUUCGUCUUUGAUAUUAGCACUACAGGACAUUUAAAAUGUGUGAUGGAUGGAGAAGAAAUAACUGGAUGGAGAACAGCUGCAGCUUCCGCAGUCGUUACCAAAAAUAUUUAUAAAAAUGUUCCAAGUAAUAAGACCGAUGUGUUAGCUGUUUUUGGAGCUGGAGUUCAAGCCAAGUGCCAUAUUGAGUGUUAUCAACAUUUAUUCAAAUUUAAGGAGGUAAGAAUUUGGGCUCGAAAUGCCAAACAAGGAGAAAAAUUGGUUGCUGAUUUAAAAACAGCUAAUGUUUGUGGAAAUAUUAAAUACAGUUCAAGCAAACAAGAAUGUGCAACAAAUGCUGAUGUUAUAAUAACAACGACUACAUCGCCUGUACCACUUGUGCAGUACAGUUGGUUGAAGCCCAACGCACAUAUAGUUUCAAUCGGAGUUAGUCCUGGUUCCAGAGUGAAUGAACUUGAUUUAGAAAUUUAUCGCCAUGCUUGGCUCUGUGUUGAUUCGAUUGCCACAGCCAAUAGUGAUCUACCCAUACUCAAAGAGGCAAACGCUGUUAUUAGCGGUGAGGUUGGUGAUAUACUGACAGGAAAAGUAUCAUUACCGCCGAGUAAUAAAAUAACGAUUUUCCAUUCUUUAGGAAUGGCAGUUGAAGAUGUUGUUACGGCUGAAACUGUAUAUAAAAAAUAUGUUUCUAAGUUACAAAGUACUUAAAAUAAAUAAAAAAUUUAUUAUUGUUUUUUAAAUACAACAGGGUUUGAUAAUUUGAAUAUCGUUGUUAACAUUGUCGCCAAAGAUGUAAAGACGGACGUUGAAAUACCCUGAAAAAUUUUUAAAAUGUAU